Haliotis rufescens (red abalone) is the source of this 1610-nucleotide messenger RNA. RefSeq names its product hemicentin-1-like. Bases 21 to 1610 code for a protein of 529 amino acids. The record is from RefSeq and is a predicted model, not a curated record. Lineage: Eukaryota; Metazoa; Mollusca; Gastropoda; Lepetellida; Haliotidae. Gene Ontology annotation, molecular function: cell adhesion molecule binding. Gene Ontology annotation, biological process: cell-cell adhesion. Gene Ontology annotation, cellular component: cell-cell junction. The transcript is spliced from 8 exons.
UUUACUGCGAUGUUACGAAUAUGGCGAGAGAUCAGUCAAUAUCUUACCUUUUCUUACUGUUUUUGUCACAGAAUGUUCAUUGCACCAACAUAAGCAUAUCUGGACCAUUACAAUAUGCACGGAUAGACCAGAGUUUGCAAAUGACAUGCACAGUACCUGAGAGUGAAGCUCAACUUGGGACUUUUACUUUCAAGAGAAACUAUACCUAUGGGAUCUGUUCAAGGACGGUGACGACUUGUACACCACUUCUGGAUACCGUUGGAUAUAACUGUUCAUGUGGUGCACAAGGUGUUUUAAACUUAACUAUUUUGAAAGUUAGGUUGCGAGAUAUAGGUAUAUGGUCUUGUGAACGUGCGUCCAGCAGCAGUCUUUACCUGAAUGUAUACUAUGGCCCAUUUAACAACGUGACUGUUGACAAAACUUCUCCCAUGACAGUGAUAGAGGAUGUGACUGUAUCUCUGACUGCCAGAUGUUCUGCUGACUGUAACCCUGGCUGUAGCUACAUCUGGAUGAGUGGGACGCAGCAGGUGUCUCACAAAAGAGAUCUUCCUGUGGGCACCUUUAGGAGAGGCCAUGGGGGAGACUACACAUGUACAGCAAGGAACACGGCUACUGGAGAUACAGCUCAUAGCCAGACACUCACAGUGAAUGUACAGUGGCGUCCAACACUACCGACACACAACUGUCCCUCCUGGAUAGUCACUGGUCAGACAGUCACCUGUAGAUGCCAGACAACAGACAGAGGUAACCCUGAAGGCACAAUCAAGUGGAUCAGUCCUGGAGGUCAGACGUUGGCCUUCUCAAGGUCUUCAUCAGUGUCGCUUCAUCUAGCCUCCGUCCCAAAAUCUGACAACGGCACGACCUUCAUAUGUAAGGCUGCCAACCCUCUCUCAAUAUCUGGAGGGGAUUCAAUCUACAGCGUAAAUAUUGCGUACUUGGAGAGACCACAGUUGAAUUUUGACAAGGUAGAAGCACAAGGGACUGCCUCAGUAACUGUGACAUGCACCGUUGAGAGUAAUCCCAUUGCUGAGAUGACAAUGGAGAACAUUGGCAGUGAGGCACAACCAGCAUUUGGAGUUACAAAUAACCUCACGUUUACAACAAAGGCACAUUGUCUGCACGAUAAGUUUCGGUGCACAGCUGAGAACAGUCAAACAAAAACCCAAAUAUCCGCUAAGGAACAGUUGAAUGUUGCAUGUUCCCCGCGUCACGACUCCAGCAAGCAAAAAGACAGCAUUGUAAACGGAAAACCCCAAACAACUGCAUCUCUAAUAGCAGAUGUCAUAGCCAACCCACUACCUAACUUCACCUGGUAUCAUUAUCAAGGGAUGACCCCAGUACCGGUUGUUGUUGGAACAGACAAUGUUGUCCUCACUAAAGGUCUUCAGUCUGUUCUGAAAGUGCACAUCAAACGUGACGAGGAUUACGGAAUUUAUCGUGUUGUCGUCCAGAAUCGUGUGGGCAUCACUUCCCUUUUCUUCAGCUUAACAAAGGAUGUGUCGACACCAGAAAUCCUCCCUGUAGCUGCCGGAGAGGGAGCUGUCAUUGUGAUGCUGAUUGUAGCUAUAGUCAUCAUUCUUAUCAGACGAAGUCUCUUUAAAGAACAAUAG